Hansenula anomala is the source of this 600-nucleotide messenger RNA. RefSeq names its product Eco1p (gene ECO1). The record is from RefSeq and is a predicted model, not a curated record. Gene Ontology annotation, molecular function: protein-lysine-acetyltransferase activity. Bases 1 to 600 code for a protein of 199 amino acids. NCBI's taxonomy places the organism in Eukaryota, Fungi, Ascomycota, Saccharomycetes, Phaffomycetales, Wickerhamomycetaceae. Gene Ontology annotation, biological process: mitotic sister chromatid cohesion. Gene Ontology annotation, cellular component: nucleus; chromatin. The transcript has a single exon.
AUGUCAUAUUUGAAAAAUGUUCAAUCGGAUAUAAAGAUUCAUCAUAAAUAUCACCAAAAAUGUUUGAACGGUAGAGAUUGGAGUGAGAAUUGGGGAGAGAAACUCGUUUCCUUUGGCUCAAAUCAGUAUAUUUGCUGUGUUAAUCCAAAGAAUCUUCCUGAGACCAAAGCAGCUUUGGAGUUAUUAGAGAUUGUUAAUCGCGAUUUGAAUGCACCAGAUGAUAAUGAAUUUUGGAUGAAGAAUGAAGAUUUAGGGAAAGUUUUCGUGUAUGUUAAAGACAAAAGAGCUAUCGGGAUUGUAUCUAUUGAACGUAUCAAAUCUGGGAAAUGGUUUUCAGUGGAUGAUGGUAAAGUUGUCAGUAAGAUUGACGUGGAAUUAUUAGCUGGUAUUAGUCGAAUUUACGUGAGCAAAAACUUUAGAAGAUCAGGAAUAGCAUUACAUCUUCUUCAAACGUCACAAAAACAUUUGAUAUAUGGACUGAUUGUUCCUAAAUCUAAAUAUGGCUGGUCUCAGCCAAGUUCUUCGGGUGGCAAAUUAGCUAAACAAUUCAAUGGAGUCAAACAUAAAUCAGGUAAAAUAUUGAUUCCUGUAUAUACUUGA